CAGAAGCAGAGGGUGAGGACGGCUCUGACACUGCUCCCUGCGGGCUGAGAAAACACAUCGUCAAGCCUUAUUCGGGAGACUGUUUUCAAUUAACUCCCUCUGCAAUCAGUAAUCAAACUUUCCCAUCAACGAGGAAGGGGGCAGCUUCCAAGACAGAUCCUCCGGCUCUGGCUUUCUUUCAAUCCACCUUAGUACAUUGUAAAUUCUGGAAAAGAGGCUUCCAAAAGUCAUGGCAGCAACAGCCGACAAAGAACCUAAAGCUUUCUCACUCUUCAAGCUUAGAAGAGAUGUCUUACUGUGAAUAAUUUUAUUGUUGAAGAUGUGUACGUGCAGUUUAUGAGAAAAUAUUUUCCUCAGAGAUCGGCAGGGUGUCAGAAUAAGCUGCUUCUCCCCCGUACAACACAGAUCGUGAUCGAGGAUGGAUUUGAAGGGCUUGUUCAUCGCCUGCGCGAACCUUGGGAUCUUCACGGCCUGUCCACCAAGCGGACGGGUCAAUCAGUGUGUUGGCCCCAGGAGUGUGAGGUCAUUAAGGAGCGGAUUCGACACAUUGUGGGAAUUCCAUUAGAACCAGAACCUCUCUACACUCCAUCUGGGUUGGAGGAAACAUCAACCUGCACAGAUGCUGAGGAAGGUGAAGUGGUUUACAUCACUAAUAAAGCCAGCUCGAAACACUUCACCUUCUCCCGUGUGGGGGGCAGUGCUCAGCCCCUGAGCCAGGCGGCCGUUAACCUCGACAAGCAGGACAACACGCUGAGAUUUGAGGCUCGCUUUGAGUGUGGAAAUUUGCAGAAAGUUGUGAAAGUGGGUGAGCGUGACUACAACCUGAUGCUGUGCACAGACCUCUACACAACCAGGCAUACACAAUGGUUCUACUUCCAGGUGCAGAACACACACAAGGCAGUGCCCUACCGCUUCACUAUCGUCAACCUGACGAAGCCGACCAGCCUGUACAACAGGGGCAUGAAGCCCCUCAUGUACUCCAGCAGGGAUGCCAGUGAGGGCCGCCUCGGCUGGCGCAGGGUUGGCACCCACAUCAGGUACUAUAAGAGCACGUGCAGGGGUGAGGGGCACCAGUUCUACUCCCUCACCUGGACCUUCCAGUUUCCCCAUGACUUGGACACCUGCUACUUCGCCCACUGCUACCCCUACAGUUACUCUGACCUCCAGGACUACCUGCUCGACGUGGCCACCGAUCCAGUCAAGUCCAGCUAUUGCAAGACCCGAGUCCUCUGUCGCUCGCUGGCCGGCAACAUGAUCUACCUGCUGACGGUGACCAACCCCUCCGAGAGCCCCGAGGCGGCGGCGAGGAAGAAGGCGGUGGUGCUGACCGCCCGCGUCCACCCGGGCGAGAGCAACAGCUCGUGGGUGAUGAAGGGCUUCCUGGACCACCUCCUGGGCGACUCCGCUGAUGCCCACCUGCUCCGGGACACCUUCCUCUUCAAGAUCGUGCCAAUGCUGAAUCCGGACGGGGUGAUCGUAGGGAACUACCGCUGCUCGCUCUCCGGCCGGGAUCUGAACAGGCAAUACCGCAGCCUGUUGCAGGAACGCUACCCCCCAGCGUGGUAUACCCGGAAGCUCGUCAAACGGUUGGUGGAAGAGCGAGUGGUUUUAAUUUACUGCGACUUGCAUGGACACAGCCGGAAACAGAACGUCUUCGUGUAUGGCUGCCAGGAGCACGGCACGGUGUCGUCGUACCUGAACCAGCGAGUCUUCCCUCUCAUGUUGAGCAAGAAUUGUGAUGACAAGUUCUCCUUCCCGAGCUGUAAGUUCCACAUGAAGCGGGAGAAGGAAGGGACAGGCCGCGUGAUGGCAUGGAGGAUGGGUGUGGCUAACAGUUACACACUUGAGGCCACCUUCUGUGGCUCCACCUUGGGGAACAAAAGGAAUAUUCACUUCAAUGUGAAAGAUCUGGAGGAGAUGGGCUUCCACUUUUGUGACACUCUGCUGGACUACUGCGAUCCCGACCAAUCAAAGUACACACAAUGCAUUAACCAGCUGAAGAACCAGAUGAAGGAAGAUAUUGCAGCCAAAAUGGGAAUUCCUGGUGCAGCUUACGACUCUGAUGCAUCACUCAGUGACAUCUUGUCCUGCAUUGAGUCCAGCACCACAGGAUCGAACAGCUCCGAAUCUGAUGAGCCACCUUGGAAAUCAGUUGGCAAGGAAUGUGCUAAAUUCCCCAGAAAGCAGAAUUUGGUGAAGAGAAGAAAGCAACUGAAAACCAAAAGGGAGAGAGAAACCUCCUACUUGAUUCGGAAGGCAAUGAGCACUGAGAAGCAUCACAAGUUUUCUUCACGAGCAAAGACUCCCGAGACAUCUGCGGAGGACCAAGCUGAGAAGUUGCCGAACCGCACCUCCCAGCAACAUGAUAGUGAGCCAGACUCAGACACGAAUGUCAAUGAUCCAUGCAAGCCGAGCGAAAGUUCACUGUGUGAUGACCGUCUAUCUGGAAGAGUAUCUGUGAAACGACACUGCGCCACAAAAAAAUUUAGGUUGGUUCCGAACACGGACAACACAAGGAAGGGAACAGCUUCUCUGGUGCCGCACCAGCUUGAGUUUCCAGUUCAUUUCUUACCUGUUGGGAAAACAAAGUUUCCUUUCUUCAACCAAGUGGAGAGCAAGAAGUGGAGGAUGCCCAGAAACAACACUAUCUAUAAUGUUCUUGCUGUGCCCGCGUCCCUCUUGGCAUCAGAUGGAUUCAGCAAUGAACCCACCUCUGGGACCUUAGAUCCAGAGCAUGUGUUAAACUCGGAUGAACUGCUGCAGUCUAGAGGGCCAGUCAGAGACCCUGACCAUCAAGAGGAGGUGUGCUUGGCUUCGACUGGUGUGCCCAGUACCAGAGGAGGGAGCAAUCAGCCUCUCUCAAGAAAACAAGGUAAAACAAUAACAGAAUGACAAAACAAACUGAUGAAGGUAGGGCAGUGGAUGUGGUGUAUGCGGAUGCAGUCGUGCAUGGCGAGAGCGUGCAAACUCCCUGCGGAGAGUGGCGAGAUUCAGACCUCCAUCUUACAAGUGGCUGCUGUAAAGUAUCGUGAUG
Mobula hypostoma (lesser devil ray) is the source of this 3034-nucleotide messenger RNA. RefSeq names its product cytosolic carboxypeptidase 3-like. NCBI's taxonomy places the organism in Eukaryota, Metazoa, Chordata, Chondrichthyes, Myliobatiformes, Myliobatidae. Gene Ontology annotation, biological process: proteolysis. Gene Ontology annotation, molecular function: zinc ion binding; metallocarboxypeptidase activity. Bases 337 to 2892 code for a protein of 851 amino acids. The record is from RefSeq and is a predicted model, not a curated record. The transcript has 19 exons.